This is a messenger RNA of Cylicocyclus nassatus, 1368 nucleotides long. The record is from the annotation of a GenBank genome assembly. Lineage: Eukaryota; Metazoa; Nematoda; Chromadorea; Rhabditida; Strongylidae.
CGCCAAAGUUGAGGGACGAUAUUAAUCAUAGUUUCUUAUCAAAGUACAGGUUGGUUUGAACUAAAAUCCUGUCCGUAGGAUGGCCACAAGAGAUCGCAUUGGUGAAGAUGCCACAGAGUUGAUAGGCAACACUCCAAUGGUGUAUCUGCGGAAAAUUGGAAGAGGAUUGCCAGGAACUCUAGCUGCAAAAGUCGAGUAUUUGAAUCCAGCAUGCUCUGUGAAGGAUAGGAUUGGAGUAGCAAUGGUCAAGUCUGCAGAAGAAGCAGGGCAGAUACGUCCUGGUCUUACGACGCUCAUCGAACCGACAUCAGGAAAUACGGGCAUUGCACUUGGAUUGGUCGCUGCUGCUCGAGGCUAUCGCCUCAUCAUUACCAUGCCAGCGAGUAUGAGCGUUGAAAGGCGCACACUUCUGAAAGCGUAUGGUGCUGAAUUAGUUCUUACGGACCCGGCUUUGGGAAUGAAAGGUGCCAUCGAACGAGCCAAUCAGCUGCAUGAAAAUAUUCCAAACAGUUACAUUCUUGCUCAGUUUGAUAAUCCAUCUAAUCCACUAAUCCAUUAUAAUACCACUGGGCCAGAAAUCUGGAAGCAAACCAAUGGCAAGGUAGACGUGUGCGUUUUCGGAAUCGGAACAGGUGGCACUAUCACUGGAGUGGGACAGUAUUUGAAAGAAAGAAAACCAGAGGUCAAGAUGUUUGCCGUUGAACCUGUCGAAAGCGCUGUGCUCAGCGGAAAAAAACCUGGUCCUCAUCGCAUUCAAGGCAUUGGUGCUGGAUUUGCUCCUUCUGUCUUGAACUCGACAAUCUAUGAUGACGUUAUCACAGUGCACUCUGACGAAGCCAUGGUUAUGGCUAAAAGGCUCGCACUUGAAGAGGGUCUGCUUUGUGGUAUUUCAUCUGGUGCCAAUGUGCAUGCGGCCUGCAAAGUAGCUGCUCGUCCAGAAAUGGCUGGAAAGCUUAUAGUGACUGUAUUGCCAAGCUUCGGAGAGCGCUAUCUCUCUUCUCCACUAUAUGCUAAUAUUCGUGAUGAAGCAAAUGGUAUGGGCGUUACUUCUCUUGAGGCAGACUUGAGUCGAGUUCGUCUACAUCAGUUUCCAGUAGAAGAGCAGUAUCUACGUGGAAGGUCAGUCGGAUUAUCUGUGAUUGUUACUAAUGUAAAAAAGAAGUUACUUGCUCGAAUGAUAUAUAUUCACAAUCUGUGAUAGGACAGUAGCUUACAGUUUUUGCACAUUCUUCAUCGUUUUUUUCUGAAGUGAAGCUGCUGUUUUCUUAUAUAACGGAUGACUGUACGAACCUGCCUUCGAUAGCAGAGCCAAUUUGUCUUCCUACAUCCUGUCUCGUCUUCGCCUUCAUAAUUUUUGGGUCACUAUAC